Messenger RNA from Miscanthus lutarioriparius, 330 nucleotides. The record is from the annotation of a GenBank genome assembly. Lineage: Eukaryota; Viridiplantae; Streptophyta; Magnoliopsida; Poales; Poaceae.
AUGAAUAAGAUGACCGUGCUCGCCGUGCUCUUGGACGCCGCCGUCGUCGCGGCGGCCACGCUCAUGUCCUCCCCGGACGCCUCCCGGCACGACGUCGCGCUGCUGGAGAUAGGUGGCGGCGGGGACGGCCGCUUGGAGCUGGUCCCCAUGGACGCCGGCGCCGCGGGGCCUGAGAGCCUGGCGUUCGACGGCGACGGCGGCGGCCCGUACGUGGGUGUGUCGGAUGGGCGCAUCCUCCGGUGGGUCCCCGGCGAGCGGUGGUGGGAAGAGCACUCGUCCUCCUGCGCGCCGGAACUGUACGUACACGUCUCCCCAUCUUCUGGUCUCUGA